Cooperia oncophora is the source of this 396-nucleotide messenger RNA. Lineage: Eukaryota; Metazoa; Nematoda; Chromadorea; Rhabditida; Trichostrongylidae. The record is from the annotation of a GenBank genome assembly.
AUGGGGCAGGCAUUUGAUCGCCACUUCUUAGGACUGAAAAUCAGCGCUGAGCGUAUAGGCAUGAAGACCCCGUCUUUGUUCGAGGAUCAGGGAUUUCUCCGUAUGGGACACUUUGUGCUCUCAACUAGUACUCUUUCCACCAACACCAUUGUGUUUGGAGGUACCCAAUUCUCAGUGCAAUCUUUCCGCAAUGUUUGCCCGUUGCAGCGUUUCUUAUCAAUUGCUUCAGGAUUCGGCCCCGUGGUAGAGGACGGUUUCGGUAUCGGGUACAACGUAUCAUCAUCUCGGCUAGGUGCCGUUAUCUCUAGUCAAAAGAAACACCGAGACGCCAAGGAAUUCAGCCAGGCUCUCGUGAAGAAUUUGGAUAUACUGCGAAGUAUCAUGAAUAAGCCUUGA